Molecule: messenger RNA, 1149 nt
Organism: Sceloporus undulatus (fence lizard)
Lineage: Eukaryota; Metazoa; Chordata; Lepidosauria; Squamata; Phrynosomatidae
Gene: BUD23
Product: BUD23 rRNA methyltransferase and ribosome maturation factor
Exons: 12
Coding region: 47-892 (281 amino acids)
Biological process (GO): rRNA (guanine-N7)-methylation
Cellular component (GO): nucleolus
Molecular function (GO): rRNA (guanine) methyltransferase activity
Source: RefSeq, a predicted model, not a curated record
GCUCCUGCCGGCGUCGCGCGGCUCUGACGUCACCAGCGCGCCCAAGAUGGCGGCCUCCGGGAAGCGGCCCGAGCAUCGAGGGCCCCCAGAAUUGUUCUACGAUGAGGCAGAAGCUCGGAAAUACACUCACAACUCCCGGAUGAUUGAGAUCCAGUCGCAGAUGUCCGAAAGGGCCGUGGAGCUCUUGGGUCUCCCGGAGGACCGGCCCUCUUUCUUGCUGGACGUGGGUUGUGGCUCUGGCUUGAGUGGCGACUAUAUCACCGAGGAAGGACACUUUUGGGUUGGCAUGGACAUCAGCUCCGCAAUGCUGGAUGUGGCUGUGGAGAGAGAAGCGGAAGGAGACUUGAUGCUUGCGGACAUGGGGCAAGGGGUUCCCUUUCGGCCUGGGACAUUUGACGGAUGUAUCAGCAUUUCUGCAGUGCAGUGGCUUUGUAACGCCGACAAGAAGACCCACAACCCUCCCAAGAGACUGUACCGUUUCUUUUCCACUCUCUACACGGCGUUGGCUCGAGGGGCCCGUGCCGUCCUACAGCUCUACCCUGAAAACUCCCAGCAGUUGGAACUCAUCACCACCCAGGCCAUGAAAGCAGGCUUCACCGGUGGCAUGGUGGUGGACUACCCCAACAGUGCCAAGGCAAAGAAGUUCUUCCUGUGUCUCUUCGUUGGCACAAGUGACGCGUUGCCAAAGGGUCUUGGAACAGAAUGCAGCGAGGAAGAGACAACGCGGGCCAAGUUCACCCACGAAAGGGCAAGGUUUCGAAACGCCAAAGGGAAGUCGGCGAAGAAGAGCCGGGACUGGGUCUUAGAAAAGAAAGAACGGAGGCGGCGGCAGGGCAAAGAGGUGCGGGCGGACACGAGAUACACGGCUCGGAAACGAAGGCCUCACUUCUGAUGCCGCCCUGGAAGCCUUUGCAGCCCGGAAAGCCCUUUGGGCCGGCCCUAGCAUCCUUUUGGACACCGAAUGAGAACAUCCCAGGAUCUGGAGUGAGGAGGAGGAGGACCUCCUUUUCAGCUGGCCCAAUCUCUCUCGGCUCGGAUUUGGAGAGACAGCGUGGGACCUGCCUUUGCAGGUUGUGUGUCGAGAGGGACUCAAUAAAGCCUUUCUCUUGGAAAGCCAAUUUGCCUAUUAAAUGAGGUCUUGGACAUGAA